Messenger RNA from Labeo rohita (rohu), 3379 nucleotides. It is a transcript of the gene rubcnl, whose product is annotated as rubicon like autophagy enhancer. Gene Ontology annotation, molecular function: phosphatidylinositol phosphate binding. Gene Ontology annotation, cellular component: autophagosome membrane; intracellular membrane-bounded organelle. The transcript has 12 exons. Gene Ontology annotation, biological process: autophagosome-lysosome fusion; autophagosome-endosome fusion; autophagosome maturation. Lineage: Eukaryota; Metazoa; Chordata; Actinopteri; Cypriniformes; Cyprinidae. Bases 77 to 1909 code for a protein of 610 amino acids. The record is from RefSeq and is a predicted model, not a curated record.
GUGAAACUGCUGGAGACUAAUCAGAUCAUAACAUAAAUGAAGGCUGCAGCUUUUCUUCUAGUUUCUCAAACGAAAUAUGGCAAAUGUGGGUAAAAGCUGUGGCUUUGUUAGCUGGUUAGUGAACUCUGAUUUAAAUGAUAAUAACUCUGACAGCACUAAUGAUGAUGAUAUUGAUGAAAGUGGACUGAAGGUAUGCGAAUCUAAUGCUCCAGUUGCUGAAUGGGAUACAGGCUGGUUUGAGCCUGAGGAGGGGUACCAUCUACCCCGGAGCAGCCCUGUCAUAUCUCGCAAGAGAUAUAACACAGAGACAGAAAAACAGUCUGGUCUGUCUUUGACACCUCCAAUACGGGAACAAUCUAUCUCUCCAACUGUGAAAUCUAACUGUUCAAGUCCACAUAGACUGGCAGAGUUCAGUCCCUCAGAGAAAGACAGAAGCCUUGAUCACUGUGAUUCACCCAAGGGCUCUUCAGGACAGGCACGGUCCCUCACGGAUAAUCAUGGCACAGGAAUUUCACCUAUCUCUCAGGACAUUCGCAGCCACACUUUUGAUUCUGGAUGGUUACAUGAGGGUUUCCAGUCAAAGACUAAAAGAAGAGCCUGCUCUGACAUCCCACCAGCAGCUGGUCAGAGGAGCUCAGACCAAGCUAAGAAACAUGGAUCAUGUGUUGAUCACUCCACUGCAGACCUAUACAGUCUGGACCAGGAAAAUGCUCAUUUUGUAGUUGUGGAUAUGGUGCUGGAAAUGCUGGAGGCUGUGAAAUGGGUCGUGUGUUUGCAGCAGUUAAAAAGCACACAUCCUCAUCAAGACAGAUGUGAGACACAAAAUACCUCAAAAACAGACUCAAUCUAUUUCUUUGACAGCGGGUUUGAGGACGACAGCGCCCCCAAACUAUCUUCAGACAGGUACUCCCUGGCUUCUUUUCAGAGUUGUCUCCAGAGCUCCAGAAUACAGCGCUCUGCUGAAGAUUUAGCCCACCAUUUGGUGUCAGAGUUCAGGAAGCAGUGGUUCCCCUCUGAGCUACUGCAAAACCCUUACAACCUCAACUCCGCUCUGCAGGAAGUCUCUGUCUCUGAUAUGGUAGGGGACAGGAUGAGUCUAACUGAAGAGAUUGUGCAGAAGACCAGAAUGAGAGGAACAGUAACCUGGGCUCCACCCAGAUUUCAAAUCAUCUUCUGUGUCCAGCCAACACGCAGGCGCAGUGACGUUAUUGCUUCCCAGCACUUCCUGUGUGCUGGCUGUGGGACUAAAAUCGAGCCCAGGUAUACAAAGAAAUUGCGGUAUUGUGACUACCUGGGUAGAUACUUUUGUGAUGGCUGCCACGGUGGUUUGGAAUCAGUGAUUCCAGGCCGGGUUCUGAAUAACUGGGAUUUUGCACGGUAUCCGGUCUGCCAUUUCUCCAGACAGUUACUGGACUCUAUAUGGCAGCAACCGCUUUUCAAACUUACAAGUGUGGCCAAGAACCUGUACAGUCAGGCCAAAGAGCUACAGCGUUUCAGAGAACUACAGGAGCAACUAAUAUCCGUCAAAAAGCUUCUGAGCACAUGCAGACUAUCAACUGGAAUACUUGACGAGUUUGAACAACUUCCUGCUCAUCUAAUGCAGGAACUACACCUCUUCUCAGUCGAUGACCUCAUCAGGGUAAAAAAGGGUCAGCUCUGUACUACAGCAAAAGCAUUGAUGCAGUCUGCAGUUGCUCACAUAAACAUUUGUGAGCUGUGUCAGGCCAAAGGUUUUAUCUGUGAGUUCUGUCACGGGGAGGAAGUGAUUUUCCCUUUUCAGAGAGACACCUGCACCCGCUGCCAAGACUGCAGAGCCUGUUUCCACAUCUCAUGUUUCCGUGAUGAAUCAUGUCCCAAAUGUGCCAGACUGCAGAAAAGAAAGAAACUCCAGGAAGACAUUGAUUUAUGAAAUCUCCCACAUGUCCAUCGCUGCAUUUUAAAGCUGUGUAAAAAGGUGUUCAGGACUCUUAAACUGUUCAAUUAUUUGACAGACUACUGACAUGUAUUAUGUGCUGUAAUUUGUAAAGCAUAGAUGAAUGUAUUUUUCAUAUUGUUCGACGUUGUACACUACCAGUCAAAAUAUUUUUAUAUAUAUACAUUUUUUAUACAAAAAAAUGUAUAUUUAAAAUAACUGUUUUCUAUUUGAAUAUAUUUUAAAAUGUAACUUAUUCCUGUGAUCGAAGCUACAUUUUCAGCAUCAUUACUCCAGUCUUCAGUGUCACAUGAUCCUUCAGAAAUCAUUCAAAUAUGCUAAUUUGCUGCUCAAGAAACAUUUAUUAUUAUUAUUAUCAAUAUUUAAAACAGUUGAGUAAUGUGAUCCUGUAAUGCAAUCCUGUUUUUCAGGAUUCUUUGAUGAAUAGAAAGAUCCAAAGAUCAGCAUUUAUCUGAAAUAAAUUGCUUUUGUAACGUUAUACAUUAUACCAUUCAAACGAGGCUCUUUUUUUUUUUUUUAAUUAAUACAUUUUUUUAGCAAGGAUGCUUUAAAUUGAUCAAAAGUUAUGAUAAGACCAUUUAUAAUGUUACACAAAGAAACCUGAAAAAAUAUCUACUCAGCUGUUUUCAACAUAAUAAUAAUAAUAAAUGUUUUUUUGAGCAGCAAAUCAGAAUAUUAGGAUGAUUUCUGAAGGAUCGUGUUACUAGAGUAAUGAUGGUAAAAAAUAAGCUUUGAAAUCACAGGAAUAAAUUACAUUUUUUGAAAUAUAUUAAAAUAUGAAACAUUUCAAAUAGGAAAACUAUUUCAAAAUUGUACUGUUUAUGCUGUACUUUGGAUCAAAUGAGUGCAGGCUUGGUGAGCAGAAGAGACUUCUUUAAAAAAUAUUAAAAAUCUUAAUGUUUAAAAAAACGUUUGACUGGUAGUAUAUAUUGUAUUUCCAUUGAGUAAGAAGCAUUACAGUGUGUGAGCACAGAGACCUGUGUCAGAGAAUAUGAUCACUCACAUUUGAAAACAGACAGCUGUACACAAAUCUGUACACAUUUAUUCUUCUUUCCUGACAAUACAAAAUGUUCUCACCAAAGACCCUUUUAGCAGUAUACCAUUUUAGUAAAAUUUCAUUCUGCUAGUGGGUUCUUGUAAAAUCUGUGUACUUCUGGUCUUGUGAACGUUUAGAAAAUAACCUCUCCUAAAAACACACUUUUCACAUUCUUAUGUUUUUUAUGUCAUGAAAAUGUUCCACCACAGGAUCCUUUCCACCACAUCUCAAAUUAUGUAAUGUAUUUAAUAGCAUCCUGUGGUCAAAUUGACAUUUUAUAUUAUUUAAUAUUUUUAAAACUGUGUUUUUAUUUGAUAUUAUAUUUGUUAAUAUUUAAUUUUAUUUAUAUUUGAGGAUUUAUGAUUUAGAUAUGUUUAAGAUUUGAGAGUCAGUGGUAAAACAAUAAAAUC